Otolemur garnettii (small-eared galago) is the source of this 1266-nucleotide messenger RNA. RefSeq names its product killer cell lectin like receptor G2 (gene KLRG2). The transcript has 5 exons. NCBI's taxonomy places the organism in Eukaryota, Metazoa, Chordata, Mammalia, Primates, Galagidae. The coding region runs from base 1 to 1266 and encodes 421 amino acids. The record is from RefSeq and is a predicted model, not a curated record.
AUGGAGAGGGCGGGUGAGUUGUCACCAGGAGGCCUUCCUGGGGCUGAGUUCCCAGCGGAGCCCGUGGAAAGCCAGGUCCCGGACCUGGAGCAGCCGCAGAUACCCGCGGAGACACAGCAGCCCGAGAGUCCCCAGGGCAGCCCAACUCUGGCCAGGACCGCGAAGGAUGCGGCGGGCGCGGGCCUGGACCCCCCGGGCGAGAAGAAGCUGUCCCCGCCUCGCCCUGGGCUCCAGCGGGGGCCGCCACUCAGCCUGGGCUACGGCGCCUUCCGCCGCCUGGGGUCAGCCGGCCCGGAGCCGCCGUCGCCGGGCCCCGCCUCGGCCGAACAGCCUCGGGACGGCGAAGCGCCCGGGUCCGAGCUACUACCGUGGGCCGCUCCGGGCGAGCCGGCGCCCGGCCCCUGGGCGCCCAUGGAACUGCAGGUGGACGUGCGCGUGAAGCCCGUGGGCGCGGCCGGCGGCAGCCGAGCACCCUCGCCAGCGCCCUCCACGCGCUUUCUCACUGUGCCAGUGCCGGAGUCCCCAGCCUUCCCCCGCCACGCCUCCCCUGCGCACCCACUCCUGCAACGGACACCAUCCCCGGGCAGCACAUGGGGCCGCGGCUCGCCGCUGACCACAGCCCGGAUAGAGAGCGGCCGUGACGCCGAAGGUAGGGCCAGCCCGGCAGAGAGAAGCGCGGGCUACCCCACGUGCCGCUGCCGCUGCCGCUGCAAAGAGCUGGGACUGGAGAACGAGGACUCGGUGCUGCUACACCCCGGCAACAAGAAACUGCCCCGGGCGAUAGCGCUCUUAGGGCUGCCCACGUACAUGAAGUCCCUGCGCUGGGCCUUGGCAGUCAUGGCUGUGCUCCUGGCAGUCUCUGCAGUGACCAUUGUGGCCCUGGCCUCUAGAGCAGGGGUCAGGUGCCAGCCCUGCCCUCCAGGCUGGGUGUGGUCCGAGGAGCACUGUUAUUACCUCUCUGUGGAAGUGCAACCCUGGGAGGCCAGCCAGGCUUUCUGCUCAGCUCACAGUGCCACCCUCCCCCUGCUCAACCACACCCAGGACUUCCUGAGCCGAUACCCGGUCACCAAGUACUCCUGGGUAGGGGCCCAGAGAGGCCCCCAGGGCUGGCACUGGAUCGACGGGUCCCCCCUGCCGCCACAGCUACUCCCGGAUGAUGACAAGGACACCCCGGGUCUCAGCUGCGCAUGCCUGGAGGAAGGCAAGCUUGUGGCUAUGGACUGCAGCUCUCCAAGACCCUGGGUCUGUGCCAAAGGGACCAAGUGA